Molecule: messenger RNA, 2174 nt
Organism: Humulus lupulus (European hop)
Lineage: Eukaryota; Viridiplantae; Streptophyta; Magnoliopsida; Rosales; Cannabaceae
Product: O-fucosyltransferase 1
Exons: 10
Coding region: 174-1757 (527 amino acids)
Cellular component (GO): trans-Golgi network; cytoplasm; endosome
Source: RefSeq, a predicted model, not a curated record
GCUGUGGAAUAUGGAUCCAUGAGUGUAGUUGGUUGAUAGUACGCACACAGCUAUAGAGAGAGACAGAGAAAGAGAAAGAGAGAGAGUUGGAAUUGAAGAAGAUCUCCAUAGCUGCUGCAUCGAGAGCUGUAUAUCGAUAGAUAUAAUCAACACACUUCAAAACUCCUGGAACAAUGCGGAGACCAGGUUUCCAUCACCGGCAGCCUGGGAAACCAGGGGGAGGAGGAGCGGUGAAGGGUACUGUGGGGAGGCUAUCGAUCGCUGUUGUGGUCCUCGUGAUCUGUACUAUCGCUUUCUUGAUUAAUUUCACCAGCAAUGAUGCUACUGGAUCUGUAUCCCGUUCCCAGCUAAAUGUAGAAGAACUAUGGGAAAGUGCUAAUUCCGGUGGCUGGAGACCAUCAUCAGCUCCCCGCUCCAAGUGGCUUCCACCAUCAAUUGGAAGCAAUGGCUACCUACGAGUACGAUGUAAUGGUGGUCUCAAUCAGCAACGAACUGCAAUUUGUAAUGCGGUUUUAGCUGCACGAAUCAUGAAUGCAACCCUUGUGCUGCCAGAGUUGGAUGCAAACUCAUUUUGGCAUGAUGACAGUGGUUUCCACGGUAUCUACGAUGUUGAGCAUUUUAUCAAGGCAUUGAAAUAUGAUGUAAAUAUCGUGGAUAGCAUACCAGAAAUUAAGAAAAAUGGGAAAACCAAGAAGAUAAAAGCUUUUCAGAUUCGUCCUCCUAGGGAUGCUUCUGUUAGUUGGUACACUACAGAGGCUCUAAAGAAAAUGAAAGAACACGGUGCUAUCUACCUUACCCCUUUUUCUCAUCGUUUGGCAGAAGAAAUUGACAACCCAGAGUACCAACGGUUGCGAUGCAGAGUUAACUAUCAUGCUUUAAGAUUUAAGCCACAGAUUAUGAGGUUGAGUCAAUCUAUUGUUGAUAAGCUCCGGACUCAAGGUCACUUCAUGUCUAUUCAUCUUCGUUUUGAGAUGGAUAUGCUGGCAUUUGCUGGGUGUUUUGAUAUUUUCACUCCUGCACAGCAAAAAAUACUAAAGAAGUAUCGGGAGGAUAAUUUUGCACCAAAAAAGCUAAUAUAUAACGAAAGAAGGGCUAUAGGUAAAUGCCCGUUGACUCCAGAAGAGGUUGGCCUUAUUUUAAGUGCUUUGGGCUUCGACAAUUCGACCAGGAUAUACCUAGCAGCUGGUGAACUAUUCGGCGGCGAGAAGUUCAUGAAACCAUUUCGCUCUCUAUUCCCUCACCUAGAAAACCACAAUUCUGUGGAACAGACAGAGGAGCUAGCAGGAAACAACCAAGGAUUGUUAGGAUCUGCUGUGGAUUACAUGGUAUGUCUCCUCUCGGACAUUUUCAUGCCUACAUAUGAUGGCCCGAGCAACUUCGCCAACAACCUCCUUGGACACCGUCUGUACUAUGGCUUCCGAACUACACUCAGACCUGACAGGAAAGGUCUUGCUCCAAUCUUCAUUGAUCGGGAAAACGGGAAGACAGCAGGUUUUGAAGAAGCGGUAAAGAAAGUCAUGCUCCAAACAAACUUCGGGGGGCCACACAAACGGAUCCCACCAGAAUCUUUCUACACCAAUCCCUGGCCGGAGUGUUUCUGUCAGAUGUCACCAAAGAAUCCAGCUGAUAAAUGUCCCCCAAACAAUGUCCUGGAGAUUCUUAACGAUCAGCUUGAAAGCCAGAUUGAAAAAGAAGUGAGAAAUGAUACAGAAUCAUUGAACUUAAUAAAAUCUUCAGUAUCUGCAGAAGAAAGAUGAACACUUAGCAAUCGAAUUUAUUGAGUGAUUAUUAUACUAUCAUACUACUGAACCCUUGAACCAAACUGAAAAGGAAUGGGUUUUGAAAAGCAUGCUCACCAUUCAGGUCACCAGGGAUGUGAAGAAGUAUAUAGCUAUAGAGGAGUAGCAGUACAUGAUUAGGCAGAUGCUAACCGAUAUAUGAUUAUUGAUUAUUACUGCAAAUUUGUUGUGUUUUUGUGAAUCACAUUUAAUUUCCAAAGCUCUUAUCAUUGUUGGAUAAUAGGAGUCUUAAACCACAUUACUUUUAAGCUUUGUAUUUAGGACACUUUGUUGUGUUUCUUAGCUAGAGUGUAUAACACGGUUAAAUUGCAUGUACUUGUAUGUUUUAAGUCCCAUGAGAAUGUGAGAGUUUGACAGAGAUUGCUAUAGUGAUAA